Messenger RNA from Rubroshorea leprosula, 3623 nucleotides. The record is from the annotation of a GenBank genome assembly. Lineage: Eukaryota; Viridiplantae; Streptophyta; Magnoliopsida; Malvales; Dipterocarpaceae.
GGUGUAUAACUCAAAUCUCAAAAUAUGGUUUUCCGGUGACAGAACCAAUAUUCCCAUUCCAUUUUAGCCAUUUCUCAGCCUCAAAUAUUCGUCCGUGAUUUCUUUGUUUUCUGGAUGUGGGUCUCACUAACAGUAAUGAUUAGUCUCCUUCCUUCCAUUCCUUCCAUCGUUUUUUCUCUUCCUUUUCCCGUCCUCCAUUCUUGACUCCUAUUGUUCCUCCUAUAUUGGUUUCUUCUAAACUCCCAAUUUUCUCACUUGGCCUCUGUUUUUUUCCACUGAUUCUCAACUGGGUUACUCAUUUUCCACAGAAAGUUUACUUCUUUCUGACUAGAAACUUUCUUUUUCAGUUCUUUGAGGCAUUUCGUCAAACAGUUUGGAAUGGCAUCUAUCCGGUCUUUACCUUUUGUCGUUCAAACGAAAGCAGAAAGUUCUUUGAUUCCUGGUAGCAAGAGCGAGCACCGACUUGGUUUCUCUUUCUCCACUUUAAGGCCAAGAAAGUUUAGGACUUUUGAUGAUUUGACAACAUCGGGGUUUUCUUUAUGCUGUGAUAGAGCGUUGGGUGGCUGUAGCAGAGGGCAGCUGCGGAGGUUUAAGCCUGUUAGAGUGGUGGGUUCGCCGGAAGGUGCGGGUAAUGAUGACCCGGAGGAUAGACUUCAGGCUACAAUUGAGAAGAGCAAGAAAGUUCUUGCUAUACAAAGAGACCUGCUGAAACAGAUUGCUGAAAGAAGGAAAUUGGUUUCUUCCAUAAGGCAUAGCCUUGACAACCAAGAAGAUGAGGUUUUCGAUGAGCAAAUGGAUAACUCCAUUUCAAGUGGGGACAUUGCUACAAGUAGAGUUGACGUAGGCCAAAAUGUUAACAUUCCUUCACAAAGUGGCAUCAAUCCUGCUGUAAAAGAAGUCACAGAAAGCCUACCUUCAGAUGAGAUCGGAAAGGAGAGUGGAAAACUAAUGCCUUCUAAAAAGGCAUCCCCAAAAAUAAAUUCUUCCUCCAAAGUCUCACAAAGCCUACCUUCUGAUGAAGUUGGAAAGGAACGUGGACAAAUACUGCCUCCUAAAAAGGCUUCCUCCAAAGUCUCAGAAAGCAUACCUGAUGAAGUUGGAAAGGAGCAUGGACAUAUAUUGGCUUCUAAAAAGGCUUCCUCCAAAUCUGAUUCUUUUAAAGCCACUGAUUCAGGAGCAGUUAAGUCUGAUUCACUUCCUUCUUAUCUCUUGAGCACUUCUGGAACUUCCAGUCUCAGAGUUGAAGAGAAUGAAGGCUUGAAAGGACCAAGCUUAGAAGAGGUUGCUGGUGAAGUAGAUGAUCCUGUGGUUGAAGAGUCAAAACCCCCUCCAUUGGCCGGGGCAAAUGUAAUGAAUAUUAUAUUAGUAGCUGCAGAAUGUGCUCCAUGGUCUAAAACAGGGGGGCUUGGAGAUGUUGCUGGUGCCUUACCAAAGGCUUUGGCUAGACGUGGACACAGGGUUAUGGUUGUGGCACCUCGCUAUGGAAAUUAUGCUGAACCUCAAGAUUCUGGAGUGCGGAAAAUGUAUAAGGUGGAUGGUCAGGAUGUGGAAGUAGCAUAUUUUCAAGCCUAUAUUGAUGGUGUGGACUUCGUUUUUGUUGAUUGUCAUAUGUUUCGCCACAUGGAGAAUAACAUAUAUGGAGGAAACCGAAUGGAUAUUUUGAAGCGUAUGGUUUUAUUUUGUAAGGCAGCUGUUGAGAUUCCUUGGUAUGUUCCAUGUGGUGGUGUCUGUUAUGGAGAUGGAAAUCUGGUUUUCAUCGCAAAUGAUUGGCAUACUGCAUUGUUGCCAGUGUAUUUGAGGGCUUAUUAUCGGGACAAUGGUCUGAUGACAUACACAAGAUCAGUUCUUGUGAUCCAUAACAUUGCCCACCAGGGUCGAGGACCAGUGGACGAUUUCCACUAUGUGCAUCUACCAGAACACUAUGUUGACUUUUUCAAAUUAUAUGAUCCUAUUGGAGGUGACCACUUUAAUAUCUUUGCAGCUGGACUAAAGACAGCUGACAGAGUGGUCACUGUGAGUCAUGGAUAUGCGCGGGAGCUUAAAACUGCUGAAGGUGGUUGGGGUUUGCAUCAUAUCAUAAAUGAAAAUGAUUGGAAAUUGAGGGGAAUAGUAAAUGGGAUUGAUACAAAGGACUGGAAUCCUCAGUAUGAUGUGCACCUAACAUCAGAUGGUUAUACUAACUACUCCCUGGAGACAGUGCAAACAGGGAAGGCUGAGUGCAAGGCUGCCUUACAAAAGGAGCUUGGGUUGCCUGUCCGUGAAGAUGUUCCAGUGAUUGGUUUCAUUGGGAGGCUGGAUCACCAAAAGGGUGUUGAUCUCAUAGCUGAUGCAGUUCCAUGGAUGAUGGGCCAGGAUGUGCAGUUAAUCAUGUUAGGCACUGGCAGACCUGAUCUGGAGCAGAUGCUGAGGCAGUUUGAGAACCAAUACCAUGACAAAGUCAGGGGAUGGGUUGGCUUUUCUGUAAAGACAGCUCACAGAAUAACAGCUGGGGCAGACAUUUUACUCAUGCCAUCAAGGUUUGAGCCCUGUGGAUUGAACCAGUUAUAUGCUAUGAGCUAUGGGACAAUUCCAGUUGUUCAUGCUGUUGGUGGAUUGAGGGAUACUGUGCAGCCUUUUGAUCCAUACAAUGAGUCAGGGCUUGGUUGGACUUUUGAUAGUGCUGAUGCAAAUAAGUUAAUACAUGCAUUGGGAAACUGCUUGUUGACUUACCGACAAUACAAACAGAGUUGGGAAGGACUCCAGAGACGAGGUAUGAUGCAAGAUCUCAGCUGGGACCAUGCUGCUCAGAUUUAUGAGGAGGUCCUUCUUGCUGCCAAGUACCAAUGGUGAGUUUUUAGUGCUCAAAGUGGUGUCUAUGAUUUUGACACUUUCUCAACUAGCUAGCCAUACAUGAGUCUGACUUCGGUGCAAACUUGUGUUUAGAAGAAGUAUCACAGUUGCCCAAGUUGUUUCUAAAUAAGACCUUUCCCUCUUUGGUUCUUCUCUUUUUGACCUUGGGAAUUCCUUUUGCCCCUUCCUUUCUUCACCUUUUCACACAUUUAGAGGCUUUAGUUUUCUAGUGGUUUUCCCACCACUUGUUUAGCUAGUUGAUCUUUUGUCUUCAGUACAUUCUAGCCAAAUAGAGUUGGAUUUACCUGCAUUUAUCUGCUUCGGCUGUAGAGAAACAAAUUGAAUAAUGGUAAUAGAUUUGUGUUUAUGAAAUUUGAUGCCCCUGUUCUAUUCAAAACCUAUGAUGAAUGCUUAUGAUAUUUUCUAUCAUUCCUUUUGUACUCAGAUUUCAUUUGGUUUGGCAUUUAUAGACAUGAUGAGUGCUUUUCUUAAUAUUUUAUUUUUGGCUAUAUUUUUCUUAAUAGUUCGAACGCGCUCUUUGCGUUGCAUAAUCGCUAGUUUCUUUGGUUUCUUCAUGCUUUCUUUACUCCUGCCAAAUACACUUGUGAUUGUGAUUAGUUGACUCAUGUUUUCUACAUUCCGUGAUUAGCUUGGUCAUGCUUUCUGCCCUUAAUCCCCAAACAUUCGUUGAAUUUCCUUUCUUUGGUUCUGAUGUCCCUUCCGAUAUGGUGUAGACUUAGCUUCUAAGUCUCCAUUCUGACCCCAUAAGGCUAUAGUAAAUAGAAACAUUAUCU